This is a messenger RNA of Sceloporus undulatus (fence lizard), 2089 nucleotides long. RefSeq names its product tyrosine-protein kinase JAK3-like. Lineage: Eukaryota; Metazoa; Chordata; Lepidosauria; Squamata; Phrynosomatidae. The coding region runs from base 1288 to 1866 and encodes 192 amino acids. The record is from RefSeq and is a predicted model, not a curated record. The transcript has 3 exons.
CAAAACCCUUGGAAGAAGCCUGCCAAGAAAACCCAUGGUCGGGUUGCCAUAAGUUGGAAAGAGCAAGAGACAUGGGUCUUGCCCAGGGCCAGCAGUGGGUCUCAUGCCCACUCUGGGAAUCGAACCUGGUCAUAAUCCAAUGCUCAGACCACGAGACAGGAGCCAGCCAUAACAAAGAGGCCUGUGGGCAUGUGGCGCCAUGCCACCCAGGGACCACUUUCACGGGUGAAGAACCAGAAGUGAGCAGAGCAUGCAAGGAGAGGGCCCCAUGGUUCUGUUGGCACGCAUUGGCACACUGGUGGGGCUGCCAAUGGGAACCAGGGGUCUCCCUGAGCCCCCCAACAGCUGCCCAGAUGCUCCAAGGAGGGCCUCCGGCUGUGCUUUCUUGGCGCAUGCUCAGAGGCGCAUGCCUCAUCCCUCCCUCCCCAAAGCCCCCCACACCUGGCUUCCAUUAGCAGCCCUUGGCUGCCCGGAUGGAGACCAUGGCCCUCUUCCUGCUCCUGCCCCCAUGUGCCACCCAUGCCAGGGAUUAGGGGGGGGCUAGCCCCUGUCUGACCCCAAAAAGCUAUUUAUUUCCUUGGCAAGGAUGGCUUUGGGGCAGGAAGAGAAUUCCCAAACCCUGGAGGCUGAGCUUUAGGGAGGUUCAUGCUCUGUUCAUGUUCAUGUGCAAACAAUGCACACUCCCCCAGUAGCCUGAUCCAAUGAGUCUGGGGUCUCGGCCAAGAAGCCCCCUUUUCUUUUUAACUCACUCCCCUUUUUGGUCUCCUUUGCCUGCUUUCUCCAGGAACUGGCACGGUUUCUCUUUGUUGGCUCACCUGGAGAAAUGUCUCCUUUGGGGACAUGAAAAGAGCCAUCAGUGCAGAAGGAAGGAAGGAAGGAAGGAAGGGAGAAUAAGAAACGGCGAAGGGGUGUGCAUUUGUGGGAACCCCUUUUUUGGGGGUUGGUUUGUGCUCCUGUGCUAAUUUCCAAACUGAUGGAGGUGAGGCCCAGUCUUGGCUACUCUUUGGAGACUUCUGAUUCCAGACACAGCAUCAUAGAGCUGCAAGGGACCCCAUUGUGCCAUGCAGGAAUAUAUAGAAUCGUAGGGUUGUGCCGACAGCCAGGUCCAGAGGACGGACCUGUCCUGGGGUCAAGAAAACCAGGCCCAGAGGAGCUGACCCCCAGAUCUGGAGGACAGCACCGAAAUGGCAUCCUGACGUCCAGGUCUGGAGGGGUUACUAUAGAGGGUCAAUAUAGGGGCCAGUCUAGGAGAGAGGCCCAUAUAGGAGGCCAUAGUGGUGUUGCUUUAUGAACGUCUUUGCCCUGGGUCUGAGUACUUGCUUCUCUUCACCUGCGACAGGUAUGCUCCUCCGGAGUCCCUUCCCGACAGCAUCUUCUCCCCAGUGUCCGGUGUCUGGAGCUUCGGAGCCGGUCUCUGCGAACUGUUCUUCGCUUGCGGCAGAGCUUCCCAACAGAAGCGACCCAGGAACCCUCCUCCUGCAAUGGCUGAAGGGAACCACAAGCGCCUCCCAUUGCAGCCAGAUGAUGCUCCAUUCAGGCCUUUGCUCUGAUGCCAUCCUAUGGCCCUUUGCGCCAAGACAGCGGCCCAGAUCCUGCAAGUUGGCCCCAGAAACAGAGAUCCUGAGGGACAGACACUGCAAAGAGGAAGAGGAGGAGGAAGAGGAGACAGGUGCGGGAAAGGCUGCAUCGCCUUUUGAGUUUGUGUUUCCUCGCAUGGCUCCUUCUUUCCCACUUGAGAUUCAUGGAAGUGAAUGCAGGGAGCUCUGCAAAUCGGUCUCUUUGGAGAACUGUGCUGCAAACAGGUCUAAAACAGAACUUGGAGAGCAUGUUUGCAAUAAAGGCAUUCCUUCUCAUCACUCGCUGUAAAAAACAACUGCAUUCUUCACUCAUGGCAAUGGUUUUAAAAGUGUUUUGUUUACAAAAAUUGUUUGUUGCAUUUCCAUUAUAUUUCUAUACUCGACUGUAUUUCAUUGCUUUCUGUGGGAGACCUUUGGAGUCAUCAGCAGAUGGCAUAAAACUUAGUAGGGUUCAGGGCCCCGUUUGAAAGAAAUAGCCAGAAAAUGUCACUAGUGUCUUUAUUUACAGAAAU